UGACCACCACAUUGAUUAGUGUGACCUUGCGUAUUUUGCGCCGAGUUUGCCGAGCUUGGGUCCGUGUAAAAAAUUGUGUAUGUUGAAUUUUGGCAAUUUCUUUUCUUUGUUGCUUUUGCAUUGGGAGCACCCAUAAAUAUAUGGCGUCUUUAUUUUUUCCACAUCAAGGAUAAUUGAUUGAUGGGUGCUUCUCAUAUGAAACCAUCUACUCAAAGUGAACCCGUCAACCUUCGAGAGCUUGUCAGUGGGCCAAAGCAUGUUUCAUUUGCUGAUGAAACAUCCAGUCAAAGCCAGCUCAGCUGGCACAAUGUCAGCGGCCGCCUGUCGGUGCUGGGGGGUCGCCUGUCGCGUCUGUCCAACCUCAGCUGGGGCAGCAGCCGGUCCGGGCCCGCCUCCCCGCGCAGCCCCGUCAGACCGUGGUCGCGGGUGUCGCGGACACGAUGGAGCCAAGCCACGCUGGAGGACCCGCUGGUCGGCUGUAAGACCGCCUGGCCCGUCAGCCUGGUCGAGUCGCUGUUCCUGCCAGACUUUCCCGUCCGGAAACACUGCCACCAGACAAUAUUCAGCGUGGAGAAAACGCUGGGUACUGGGGCAUUCGGCAAGGUGUACCAGGUCAAGCACAAAGAAUCUGGGGAACUGUUCGCCUUAAAAAUCCUAUCGAAAGCUCAUGUGGUACGUGAGGGAGCCGUGGGCCAGGUCAGGGACGAGGUCAGCAUCCAGGUGGCCUGCGGACACCACCCCUACAUCGUGUCCUGUCCGGACCGCUGGCAGACGCGCAAACAGCUCUACGUCCUUCAGGAGCUGGUGCCGGGAGGCGAGCUGCGCGACCUGUGGCUGCGACACGGCUCCCUGCAUGAACAGCUCGUCCAGCUCUACGUGGCCGAAAUGGCGAUAGCGCUAGAGUUUCUCCACAAUGCUGGUGUGAUAUUCCGCGAUCUGAAGUUGGAAAAUGUUCUGCUGGACUCAGAAAUGCAUGUAAAGCUAAUAGAUUUCGGUCUGGCGAAGUGGUUACGUUUCGGAAACCGGACCCAGACUCUGUGUGGCACGCUUCAGUAUAUGGCCCCGGAGGUGCUGGAGCCGCAGCCUUACAACCACAGCGUGGACUGGUGGUCGCUCGGGGUCGUGGCCUUUUGUCUGCUCUCCGGAAACUACCCGGUGCCUGCCGCCCAAGACCACGUGGAGAUGCGUUGUCUGCUGCUGUCCGCCCAGCCGCGGCUGCCCUGUCACGUCAGUGCUCCUGCGCGUGCUCUGGUGGCGCGCCUGCUCACCCCGGAGCCGCGACACCGGCUCAACAGUCUGCUCAAACUGUCCCGCGAGGCGUGGUACGCCAACUUCAAUCUAGACGCCGUGAAGGCCAGGGAGGUGUCGGCUCGGUCCAUCUACGACACGUUCUACCCGGCCGGCGCGGACGCCUCUGCCGGCUCCGAGAGCGGCAGGGAGUCCGACUUCAUCGACUUCGACGCCACCACGGUCGACGAGUCGCUGGGCAGCUGCGAACUGGUGGACGAGUUCCCCACGCUGGCCGGCUCGCCGCGCCGCCCCGUGCCGGCCGCCGUGGCCGCCAGCACACCGUGCCGGCCCGCCGCCGCCCCGGCGCCGGAGCUCUCCCUCAGCCCGGUGUCGGCCGACUCUGUGGUGGCCUCCAGUGGAGUGUUGUCGCCGCAUCGCACCUUCCGACCGCCGGAGAGUCGGGGGCGAGACGUCAGACCGCCGGUGGUAGCAGAGGGGGCGCUGGUCCCGGCGGAGGCGCCCCACACACCGCCGCUGCGGGCCAUGCAAGAUACGUUCGAGGAGUCCUCUAGCGGCGAUAUUCUGGAGCUGCGACUGCCGGACGCUCCGUCCGACAGCGCUGAGUGUCAGUGCGACCUGGACGUCCCCGAGCUGUCGCCGCCUGCCGCUGCUCCACCGCCAGCGCCUGUGCUCAACUUUUACGGCUGUCAUGAAGCGGGGCUCGGUGAAGGCGGAGAGAUGGAGAGGACCGGCGAGGGAGCCCUUUUCGAUGCGGGCCCGAGUCAAAUCGCGACCUGUGUAGUAACGGAGGACUCUCUAAAGCGGCCAGGCUCGUCCCCCGUCAGUCGGGACGAGUACGACCGCAUCUGGAAGCGGCCCCGCACGACGGCCGUGGCGGACAGCUGGGACGAUACGGAUGUCUCCACGGAGGCUGUGCAGGUUUGAACAUUGGGGUUGUUUGUAGCUGCGAGAGGCUAAACGUGAAGGUGUGUACGUUAUGCAGAGCAGCGACCCCAGGUCAGUACAAGUAGUGAUGGAACGCGGUGUUAAGUAUAGUGCAGCUGUAGUACGGGCUGCGGCCGCCAAUGAUGUUAGAUCUGUGUUCCUCGUAUAUGAUAACUGUGAUAUAAUGUAGAUCUGCCGGACAACGCGUUCCGUCCAAGAUAGAUGGACAAAGGCAGGGUGUUACUGGUAGAUAUUGAGCUACGAUGGUCAUUUGAUUGUAUACAGAGUCCGACACGUUCUGCAUUGAACACCUCGAACAUAUCGCUACUUUUCAAUGCCACUUAUUAAAACUCGCGUUCACAUUCCAAGCAUUCCUAAGAAAUUUAACGUCUGGUGAAAUUCUGCCCACUUAUCGAACAUUCUCUCCUGUUAUGCGCUUUGAUACAAAUGCGUACUUUUCAACCAUAAUUCUAAUCUACUUCCUGCUUGAUGUUUAUCGAUCAUGUGUGCAAUGGUACAAUGCAACGAACAACGCACAAAGUCUUCAGCGAAUCAACGAGUGUGUCCUUUUGGUGUAUUAAGCCAACAGAGAUAUGAUCACUGUAGGCGUGACACCAUGUCACCUGGAAGUCGUAGCGGGAGCCGGGGAAACUUCCUGUUUAGGUAGGUGUUAGUUUGAUGUACUGCCACACUUUGGACGUGACAUGGCGUUAGUUGAGGCACGGUUGAGGCUUGGGAUUUGUGGGUUUGGUUGUGUCUUUGUAUGACGAAGACGUCGUCGGGGAAGAGAGUUGGAACACUGAACACUGAAUCUGUUUCCAUUUUAUGCGAAGUAAUAAUUUAUUAAGUGAACUAUAUUUUACAUAGUCUAGGUUCAACUUUACAGAGGCUGAUUACAUCGUUGUUACGCUUACAUGUUAAUAACUAUGUUCUUUGGGAUCAUCGGUUAAUGCCCAUUCGGAGUCUUACCUUGCGAGGCAACAGGCCUCGCUUUACCUCUGGCUCAUAUGGUAUUCAUGCAACGAUGAAAAUACAGCUUUGACAUUUGA
Amphibalanus amphitrite is the source of this 3224-nucleotide messenger RNA. Its product is annotated as serine/threonine-protein kinase S6KL-like. The transcript is spliced from 11 exons. Gene Ontology annotation, molecular function: protein serine/threonine kinase activity; ATP binding. Gene Ontology annotation, biological process: protein phosphorylation. Lineage: Eukaryota; Metazoa; Arthropoda; Thecostraca; Balanomorpha; Balanidae. Bases 181 to 2175 code for a protein of 664 amino acids. The record is from RefSeq and is a predicted model, not a curated record.